UUGUCGCUCGUAUUUUAUUCGGCUUGUAGCCAUGGCUCGGUUCGCUGCCUUACUGCUUUUACCUGUUCUCAUUGAAUCGGUAUUUUCUAUUUCUUUCUUUCUACCUGUAAAUUCAAGAAAAUGUCUACGGGAAGAGAUUCACAAAGACGUGCUCGUCACGGGGGAGUAUGAUAUCAACGACGAGUCCAACACUAAAAUCAACCUGAAGAUCACAGACUCAUCGGGACACAUCCUCUACUUGAAGGAAGAUGCAACGAAAGGGAAGUUUGCCUUCACAACAGAAGAUUAUGACAUGUUUGAAGUGUGCUUUGAGAGCAAGUCACCAAUGGGAACUGGGAGAGUCCCCGACCAGCUGGUUAAUCUGGACAUGAAGCACGGCGUAGAGGCCAAGAACUACGAGGAGAUCGCCAAGGUGGAAAAGCUGAAGCCCCUGGAGGUGGAGCUAAGGCGGCUGGAGGACCUAUCAGAGUCCAUCGUCAAUGACUUUGCCUACAUGAAGAGGAGGGAGGAGGAGAUGAGGGAUACCAACGAGUCCACCAACACACGUGUCCUGUACUUCAGCAUCUUCUCUAUGUGCUGUCUGAUCGGCUUGGCCACCUGGCAGGUCUUCUACCUGCGACGUUUCUUCAAGGCAAAGAAGCUCAUCGAGUAGAGGCAUCACCACUCUGCCCGGGGAGAGCAGCCAAAUGCUUACCCGAUCAAUCUCCACCAUCUUCGGACUAACGUCAUCAAAACUAGCGCUGUGACUGGAGGAGAUGGAGACCCGCGUACUGUCGAGAGACAAAAAAGAAGGAAUAAAUCCAAACCCUGAGGCAAAAUGGGAAUAAUUGUAGUCCUUUAUUGGACAGUGUGCCAGUCUCGAUCUCUUCCAGUGUUCUUAUUUUGACCCUUACACACCUGGAACCACCACUAUUCAGUAGUAAGGACAGCCUCCUAGAAUUCAUAUUUGUGUUUUUUAAAUGCCACCAUAUUUCCUCGAGUGCUCUACAUGGUUUAUUUUUUGCUUACCAGAGCCCCCAUAGGGCUCCUGGUUUCCCCCCCAUAGGGCUCCUGGUUUCCCCCCCAUAGGGCUCCUGGUUCCCCCCCCCCAUAGGGCUCCUGGUUCCCCCCCCCCCAUAGGGCUCCUGGUUCCCCCCCCCCAUAGGGCUCCUGGUUCCCCCCCCCUAUAGGGCUCCUGGUUCCCCCCCCCUAUAGGGCUCCUGGUUCCCCCCCCAUAGGGCUCCUGGUUCCCCCCCCCCCCCCCCCCAUAGGGCUCCAGGUUCCCCCCCCAUAGGGCUCCUGGUCCCCCCCCCCAUAGGGCUCCUGGUCCCCCCCCCCAUAGGGCUCCUGGUUUCCCCCCCAUAGGGCUCCUGGUUUCCCCCCCCAUAGGGCUCCUGGUUUCCCCCCCCAUAGGGCUCCUGGUUUCCCCCCCCAUAGGGCUCCUGGUUUCCCCCCCCAUAGGGCUCCUGGUUUCCCCCCCCAUAGGGCUCCUGGUUUCCCCCCCCAUAGGGCUCCUGGUUUCCCCCCCCAUAGGGCUCCUGGUUUCCCCCCCCAUAGGGCUCCUGGUUUCCCCCCCCAUAGGGCUCCAGGUUCCCCCCCCAUAGGGCUCCUGGUUUCCCCCCCCAUAGGGCUCCUGGUCCCCCCCCCCAUAGGGCUCCUGGUUUCCCCCCCAUAGGGCUCCUGGUUCCCCCCCCCCAUAGGGCUCCUGGUUCCCCCCCCCCCAUAGGGCUCCUGGUUCCCCCCCCCCUAUAGGGCUCCUGGUUUCCCCCCCCAUAGGGCUCCUGGUUUCCCCCCCCAUAGGGCUCCUGGUUUCCCCCCCCGCCCUCCUGGCAAAUGUAGUGCACUGUAUAGGGAGUAAGAUGGUGAUUUGGACAUACCCUAUAAUGACAACAAAAAGAAUAAGCCGGGGAAGGAUUCAGGGUUGUGGUGCUGAGAGCACCGAGGGUAGCUUAUUCUCUGAAAGCCAUGUACACCUGGGACUCAUUCAGUGGAGUGAAACAUUAAAAAAAACUAUGUAGAAUAUACACAGAUUUCAAGUCCAGGAGUGAAACGUGCACGUCUGUUCAAUCUGCAAUUUGUUCUGAAAUGUAUUAUCAUCCUGCUGAAUAAGCACCUGAUGCUUUGUUGAUUUUUAAUUUGACAUUUUUAACGUGUAUAGUUUGAUCUGGUGUUUGAUUUUGUCUAUUCCCCCUUUAUAUCGUUGUAUAAAAUCUUUGCCAUGCCAAGCGACCUGUAGGAUAUAGGAUUCAGCCCAAAAUGGCAACCUAUUCCCUAAGGUACCGUUUGGGCAAAGACGAUAUUCUUGGGGGACCUUUUUUUUUUAAAAUAUUUUUUAAACUGAAGGCCUCUAUGAACGACAGGUGGAAUGUGUUGUCACUCAGAAUAGAAACCAUGGCGACCACUGAACUUUUAUGCUUUUGCCAGUUAAUUAAUUUGCAUACAUGUUUGGUAGCUAAAUUUGAGUGUCUUUAGUUUGUUUUGGGGGGGGGGGGGGGGUUUAAUAAGUUCAGGGAAAGAGUAGCUAUCUCUCAAAUGGAACCCUAUUCCCUAUAUAGGCCUAGUGCACUACUUUUGACCAGGGUAGUACUGCACUAUAUAGGGAAUAGGGUGUCAUUUGAACCCUAUUCCCUAUAUAGGCCUAAUGCACUACUUUUGACCAGGGUAGUACUGCACUAUAUAGGGAAUAGGGUGUCAUUUGAACCCUAUUCCCUAUAUAGGCCUAAUGCACUACUUUUGACCAGGGUAGUACUGCACUAUAUAGGGAAUAGGGUGCCAUUUGAACCCUAUUCCCUAUAUAGGCCUUGUGCACUACUUUUGACCAGUAGUACUGCACUAUAUAGGGAAUAGGGUGCCAUUUGAACCCUAUUCCCUAUAUAGGCCUUGUGCACUACUUUUGACCAGUAGUACUGCACUAUAUAGGGUGGCAUUUGAGAUGCAGACAAUAUAAUCUUGAAAACUAGGUCAUUUUAUAGCGGAACCAUGGCAUGCUUUUAAGUUUUUAAAAGAUGUACAAAAGAUAACAGCCACAUCACUGUACUUUUCCAUCUGAAUAGGUUAUAAGACGAGUAGAGCUGCAGGGCCUUUUGGGAAAUGAUGUCUCUUCUUCUUUUGAGACCCAUUGAAUCUACACCAACCAUCCAAGAUCCAUCCAGAUUUCUUUUGGAGAUCAUUCUGGGGUUUGGGCUAGGUGAGGAUUUGGGGUUGGUUUAAAAUGUUGUUAUUUUUAUUUAUUUUUUAAAAUCUCUGGUGCAAUUUUCACAUGUGUUAUAUUUCCACAACUCUUAAUACGAAAUUCAAAACAGAUCAUCAAAAACUGUUUCAAAACUAAAGCACAUUUUCAAUUGACUAAGUACAACAAUCACUUUAUUUUUUACACCAAAUGUAAUCAGUGUUUCAUCACAUUGGAACGUUUGAUUAAACCUACGGAACGUUUGAUUAAACCUACGGAACGUUUGAUUAAACCUACGGAACGUUUGAUUAAACCUACGGAACGUUUGAUUAAACCUACGGAACGUUUGAUUAAACCAAUGGAACGUUUGAUUAAACCUACGGAACGUUUGAUUAAACCUACGGAGCGUUUGAUUAAACCUACGGAGCGUUUGAUUAAACCAAUGGAACGUUUGAUUAAAUCUACGGAACGUUUGGUAAAUGGAUCGAUUUUACAUUUUGUCUACUACAGAUUUUGAGAACUAAAUAAUGACAAUGGAUGUCUGUAGAAACGUAAGUAACUAUGUAUUAUUAUUAUGAUUUUACUUCACAGUAAGUAAAACAAAUCUGAUAUUGACAAAGUCAGACGUACUAUAUGUUACAAAUUAAAAAGUUUAUUGGUCGCGUACACAGAUUAGCGGAUGUACAGCAGGCGCAGCGAAAUGCUUGUGUUUCUAGCUCCUGCAUUGCAGUAAUACAAUGCCAAUACGCAAAUAAUCCAGAAAGUCCUUAACAAUAAAUAAAUGCUUCACUAAAAUAGCAUUGGGUAGUACGGUCCAUUUACAUAGCAGACACUUUUAUCCAAAGCGACAACAGUCCACUUUUUGGUACGUGAUCCCAGUAGGAAUGGAACCCACACCUCUGGUGUUGCUAGUGCCAUGCUCUUAUGAACUAUAGUGACGGCAGCGUAGCCUUAGCGUUGGACUAGUAACCGGAAGGUUGCAAGUUCAAACCCCCGAGCUGACAAGGUACAAAUCUUUCGUUCUGCCCCUGAACAGGCAGUUAUCCUACUGUUCCCAGGCCGUCAAUGAAAAUAAGAAUUUGUUCUUAACUGACUUGCCUAGUUAAAUAAAGGUUAAAAAAAAAACUGAGACAAGUACAGAGCCACUACAAUACAUUAAGUACAAUACAGGUGGAAGAUCUAUGAUUGCCACCCCCACGAGCGAACCACCACCCUCUAGGCCAUGGAUGACUCAUGCAAUGACGUCAAUCCAGACCUAUAUCAGGCCUGGUGCAUGAACAAUUAGGAUAUUUACUGUGAUUUCGAUGAGAACCUACGGACAAAUGUUCCAGAAAGGUUUGAUGCAAUCUAACGCCUUAAACAUUUCUUUCAUUUGAUUACCUUAUGAAAGAUGUCUUCAAUGAUCAGACAUGGGAUAGAAGUUAUUGACAUUUCAAGUCCAGUUCAUUUUAAUGGGUAGUUUAAUGGGUAGUGCAAGUGUAUUGCCGAAUGUGAAACGGUGUCAUGCACUGUAAUUUACACUACUGGAGCAUACCACAUUCAAAGAGCAAAUUGAAACGUAUCUUAAAAGUGUUUUUGUGCUUUUGGAUUAAAUGGUUAAAAUAACUAAAUUAAGGAGAUGUCAUUAGGUUGUGUUUUGGUGAUUUAAACCAAUGUUCUUAUUUCACAGGAAACUUAUAUUUUGAAUUAAUGGUUGUGUAGUGAACGAUGUCUACAAACCAAAUAAAUUAAUAUUGAAAGGA
Oncorhynchus kisutch (coho salmon) is the source of this 4890-nucleotide messenger RNA. RefSeq names its product transmembrane emp24 domain-containing protein 10-like. The transcript is spliced from 5 exons. NCBI's taxonomy places the organism in Eukaryota, Metazoa, Chordata, Actinopteri, Salmoniformes, Salmonidae. The record is from RefSeq and is a predicted model, not a curated record. Bases 32 to 652 code for a protein of 206 amino acids.